AUGCAGGUCCCGGCGGCCGCGGAGCGCAACAAGGGCCCGAUCCUGGAGGUGCUGCGGCAGUACGCGGGGGGCGGCGGGGGCGCGCUGCGCGUGCUGGAGGUGGGCGCGGGCUCGGGGCUCCACGCCGCGCACUUGGCGCGGGCGCUGCCGCGGACGCGCUGGCAGCCCUCGGACAUCGACCCUCGGGCGCUGCGCAGCAUCGCUGCCUAUGUGGAGGCCGCGGGGGUGCCCAACCUGCUGCCCCCCAUCCUGCUGGACGUGUCACAGGGCUGGGAGACCUGGGGGGGCACCCAGCCCGCCACCCUCGACCUCCUGGUCAGCAUCAACAUGAUGCACAUCGCAGAGCUGCGGUGCACCGAGGGCCUGUUCAAGGGUGCCGGGGUGCUGCUGAAGCCCGGAGGUGUGCUCUUCACCUAUGGGCCCUACGCCGUGGACGGCCAGAUCAGCCCCCAGAGCAACGUGGACUUUGACCGCAGCCUGAGGCAGAGCAAUCCCGCCUGGGGGCUGCGGGACACGGCGCUGCUGCGGGAGCUGGCCGAGGCCAACGGGCUGUGCCUGGAGAGGAUGGUGGACAUGCCGGCCAACAACAAGAGCCUGAUCUUCCGCAAGCUGUAACCUGUCCUGACAGCGCUCCCAGCGCCUCCCGGCACUGCUGUCCCCACCGAUGCCUCCUGCGGGGGUGUCACUGUCCCGCCAUGGCUGCCGGUGGGGCCGGGGACAGCAGUGGUGGGACAGAGCCCCACUCUCCCCAGCCGGGGCUGCCUUGGUUCGGGGGGUCCAUCUCCCCCGGUGCCUUUGGGGCUCCCUUUGCAGUGGGGUGCCCCAGCCUGGACCACGGGAGCCAGCACAGCUGCCAAGGGGGGCACGGGUGUGGGGGAGGGACACAACACCCCUGGGCAUGAGGGAGACUCCUUGCUCCGUUUCCUCGGAGGAUGCUGUGCUGAUGGUGUCCCACUUCCCUCCCUUCCCAAGACUGUGCUGCUGUUCCCCCAAUAAACUCUGUGGCUUUGCCCCCCA
This is a messenger RNA of Hirundo rustica (Barn swallow), 1017 nucleotides long. RefSeq names its product methyltransferase like 26 (gene METTL26). The record is from RefSeq and is a predicted model, not a curated record. Lineage: Eukaryota; Metazoa; Chordata; Aves; Passeriformes; Hirundinidae. The transcript has 6 exons. Bases 1 to 615 code for a protein of 204 amino acids.